Molecule: messenger RNA, 1592 nt
Organism: Osmerus eperlanus (European smelt)
Lineage: Eukaryota; Metazoa; Chordata; Actinopteri; Osmeriformes; Osmeridae
Gene: akr1a1a
Product: aldo-keto reductase family 1, member A1a (aldehyde reductase)
Exons: 7
Coding region: 24-998 (324 amino acids)
Biological process (GO): aldehyde catabolic process
Cellular component (GO): cytosol
Molecular function (GO): aldose reductase (NADPH) activity
Source: RefSeq, a predicted model, not a curated record
GCCUCAUCCUGUGAGCUGCGGUCAUGAGUUCCUUUGUGACUCUGUCGUCAGGUCAGAGGAUGCCCUUGGUAGGGCUGGGCACCUGGAAGAGUAGCCCUGGACAGGUGAAGCAGGCGGUCCUAGCGGCUCUAGACUUCGGUUACAGACACAUCGACUGUGCCGCUGCCUACAGCAACGAACAGGAAGUGGGCGACGCCCUGGCAGAGAGGGUGGGGCCUGGGAAGGCGCUGCGCCGAGACGAGGUGUUUGUGACGUCCAAGCUGUGGAACACCAAGCACCACCCUGAGGACGUGGAGCAGGCCUGCAGGAGCAGCCUGGCCCAGCUGGGCCUCUCUUUCCUGGACCUCUACCUCAUGCACUGGCCCAUGGCCUUCCAACGCGGGCCAGAACUCAUGCCUAAGAGGGCGGAUGGGAGUGUGUGUUACGCCGACACACACUACCGGGACACCUGGGUUGCCAUGGAGACUCUGGUAGACAAGGGUCUGGUGAAAGCCAUCGGAUUGUCGAACUUCAACGCGAGACAGACCGAUGAUGUCCUCAGCAUUGCUAAACACAAGCCUGUUGUCAACCAGGUGGAGUGUCACCCGUAUCUGUCCCAGGCAGAGCUGCUGUCUCACUGCCGCUCGGUGGCUGUGUGUGUGACGGCCUACAGCCCCCUGGGCAGCGGGGACCGGCCCUGGGCCUCGCCUAGUGAGCCCUGCCUGCUGGAGGAGCCCAAACUGGGGGCCAUUGCCCGGAGGCUCCACAAGAGUCCUGCCCAGGUCAUCCUCAGGUGGCACGUGCAGAGGGGCGUGGUGUGCAUCCCUAAGAGUGUCACGCCCUCCCGGAUCCAGCAGAACCUGCAGGUGUUUGACUUCAGCCUCUCGGAGAGCGACAUGGUGGAGGUCGCCUCGCUCAACCACAACCAGCGCUUCAUCGUGCCAGCCGUAGAGAGGGAUGGUGAAAGGGUGUGGAGAGAUGCGGAACAUCCUCAUUUCCCCUUCCUGGAUUCUUACUGAUCUCAAGACACAAGAUUAGAAUCCUAACCCUACACCUCUUUGCAUUUUAACCCUUGUGCUGCCUUCGGGUCACAAUGACCCCAAGGUUCACAAUGACCAACGACCCAUCGUUGUGUUGCGACAACUUAACCCAAUACAAAACCAAAAUAAUUUAUAAUCAAAACCUUCACGCUGUGGGGGGUGUGAGACAGCCCAACGGUUAAAAAAUGCUUCACUUUAUUUUUGUAUUAGGUAAAGUUGUCGCAACACAACGGGUCACAAUGACCCUACAGUAACACAAGGGUUAAAUGUAUUUUCAAUCACUGUUGCAAAUGGCCUGAAAUGUAUUUGUCUAAAUAGAUAACACUCUGUGAUUCAGAGUUCACUAUAUUUUAAACAUGUGGAUCUAGGAGAGCCGUUUCAUUCCAGUACUGUCCUCAUGUGUUCAGAAUGUUUAAUUAGAGAUGAGAAUCACCAAUUACCUUUAAACUAUAGUACAAUGAAGACCCAUACUUGAUAAUCACAUUUUAAUUCAGUGAGAUUUUAUUUUCAACAUUUUCAAACUUGUCAGACAUUAUAUGCUACUGUUCAUAAAAAAUGAAGUUAUUAGCAAUU